This is a messenger RNA of Trichomycterus rosablanca, 541 nucleotides long. RefSeq names its product NADH:ubiquinone oxidoreductase subunit S5 (gene ndufs5). NCBI's taxonomy places the organism in Eukaryota, Metazoa, Chordata, Actinopteri, Siluriformes, Trichomycteridae. Gene Ontology annotation, biological process: mitochondrial respiratory chain complex I assembly. The coding region runs from base 96 to 416 and encodes 106 amino acids. The record is from RefSeq and is a predicted model, not a curated record. The transcript has 3 exons.
UCUAAUCUUACGUCUCCACAAGCUGCUUUACGGUAACUCGGUCAGUACACUGCUGGGUCUGGGGAAGGUUAAAGUGAACCUGAAUACCACGAACCAUGCCUUUUGUUGACCUCCAGUCUAAGCUGGGAAUUAACCUGGACCAGUGGAUCCUAGCCCAGAGUGGGGAGCAGCCACACAAGCGAGCUUCACGCUGCCAUGCCUUUGAGAAGGAGUGGAUAGAGUGUGCACAUGGCAUCGGUCAGACCCGUGCUAAAAAGGAAUGCAAGCUGGAGUUUGAAGAUUUUUAUGAGUGCAUGCACAGACAAAAGACGCACCAACGCCUGUAUGAGAUUCGGAAGCAGAGGGAAAAGCUGAUUAAAGAGGGCACAUACACGCCUCCUCCACAUCAUUCUGGCAACGAAGAAGCCCGACCAUGAACUCGGCCACAAUCGAUGGAACACUCAGCUCUCUGCUCUUUGCCAGCCACACUGUAGUACUCACCAUUGUUGUAAUAUUUGUUUCUGUUCCCUUAAAAGUUUAAUAAAAACUCUUGCUCAUGGUA